AAUUAAUGUAGAAUGAACAGCUGUUGUGGCAGGCAGUGUUGAAGCGACGCCACCUCAACCACCACCUGCGUAAUAAGUAGUUCGUUUACGAUUGUUACCAAAUAGCCACAAAAAAAAAAGGAAACAACAACAACGGUACUCCAAAUCCUUGAGCAAGGCGACACAAGUAGUGACACAGAUGAAAACACGCGUGAGAAGAGAUUGAAGCGAGAACGGCAGGUGCGCAGAGAGAACGCAACAGAUUCAGCUAGCAAAAGCAAAAGCAGCAUAAAAAAAAUAACAAUAACAAAAAACUAACAAAUAAAAUGUCCAAGGCCGUGAACAAUAUGAAUAUGGGCAUUGUGGAGCCGCUGGAACGCAUGAAACAAUUGUCCCACUACGGCAAUCUCAUCGAUGUGGACAAGAACAUGCCAGUGACACGCUAUUAUCGCUCCGGGACGGAGAUGUUGCGCAUGGCGAACGUGUAUCUGAACGAGGGCAAUCACGAGAAUGCCUUCAUCCUCUACAUGCGCUACAUGACGCUCUUCAUCGAAAAGAUACGCCAGCAUCCCGACUAUGGCAGCGUUAAGGCCGAGGUGAAGGCCAUCAAUAAGACGAUUAAGGACGAGAUUAUGCCAACGACGGAGAAGCUGCGCACCAAGCUCCUCGCGCAAUAUCAGCGCGAAUACGAACAGUUUCUUGCCAACAAGGAAGCGGAACGGAUGCGCGAACAGGAACGAGAACGUCACCGGCAACGGGAGCUGGCGAACCGCAAGGCAGCCGGAUCAGGCAAUGUGCCGUCGCUGAUACCCGCCAAUCUGCAUGUGCAAAUGGAUGCGAGCAAUCAGCCAACGGCGCCUGAUCUCGAUCUGCUUGAUCAGGUGGUGUAUCCCAAUGAUUUUCCCACGGGCACCAAUCGCAGCAAUCUGCCCAAUUCCGGUCUGUUGCUGCCCGCCGCCGAUGCCAGCGCCGAUAAAACAACCAACUCAUUGUCGAAGCCCGCUUUCGAUCGCAACCAGAAGCCGCAAUAUAAUCGCACGGACUCGCUGCUGGCGGGCUCGCUGCGCACCGUCAACGUACCUGGCGACACUAUGGAUGUGUUCCUGAAGCUCGCCCGCUCCAAUACCUCCAAUAACAUUGAGACUUGUGGCGUACUCGCCGGCCAUCUGGCCCGUAAUGAGCUGUAUAUCACGCACAUUAUUACGCCGCAGCAGCACGGCACGCCGGACAGCUGCAACACGAUGCACGAGGAGCAGAUCUUUGAUGUGCAGGACCAAAUGCAGCUCAUCACACUAGGCUGGAUACAUACGCAUCCGACUCAGACGGCCUUCCUGUCCUCCGUUGAUCUUCACACGCAUUGCUCUUAUCAGAUGAUGAUGCCCGAAGCAAUUGCCAUCGUCUGUGCGCCCAAGUACAAUACAACUGGUUUCUUUCUACUCACGCCUCAUUAUGGACUGGACUAUAUUGCACAGUGUCGGCAGAGCGGAUUUCAUCCGCAUCCCAAUGAUCCGCCGUUGUUCAUGGAUGCCCAGCACAUCCAUAUGGAUGGCCAGGCCAAGAUCAAAGUCAUCGAUUUGCGCAGAUAGUUUGUGGAAAUAUUUGUGUUAAGCAACAGCCAAAAAACUACCAGCACAUUGGUCAACCUACGGAAUGCAACAGCAGCGAAUUUAACAAAAUGCUUAAAACAACAACAAACAAACAAUAACAAACAACCAGAAGCAAUCGCUUGAAGUUAACUAAAUCUUUUGUUAGAGCAUUCAGUUCAGAGUAAUCCAAACAACAAACUCACUAUAGUAAUAAUUUAAAACAAAACAAAAGCAGAAAGAAAAUCAAAAUGAAUGGGAAGAUUACAAAGGAUCCACAAAUUGGAGAAAAUGUACUUGUAUUUUUGCAAGCAAUUCAUCGAUAAAGUUAUUUAUGUACAUGUAUUUAUUAGAGCAGUUAAAACUAUGGCAUUUCAUUCAGCUCUUAGUUAAUUCGCAUUUUAAGGUCUGCUUUAUGCAAUUCGUUAAUGUGAUUUCCAAUUGUGGCUUAUACUUUUGUUGAGGAACUAAUACUUUUACUUAUGCAUGUAUUUAUUAUGUCUGGCAAAGCAAUCUCUACACUCUACACACACCGCUACUAAUGCAGCUAAAGCAACACCUUUGAAAUAUAUAUA
Molecule: messenger RNA, 2137 nt
Organism: Drosophila grimshawi
Lineage: Eukaryota; Metazoa; Arthropoda; Insecta; Diptera; Drosophilidae
Product: STAM-binding protein-like A
Exons: 5
Coding region: 306-1565 (419 amino acids)
Biological process (GO): protein K63-linked deubiquitination
Cellular component (GO): membrane; endosome
Molecular function (GO): K63-linked deubiquitinase activity; metal-dependent deubiquitinase activity; protein binding
Source: RefSeq, a predicted model, not a curated record